UGAUAUUGUUUCAAUUAUAUGACUAAAGGCUUUCAUUGAUACGCGUGCGCAUCCAAUGAAAAACAAACGGACAAAGAGAUAUGGCGUCGACGAGUGAAGCUAUUGUGGAAUUAGAAGAACUUCUGCCAACUGCGAUUCCAGAACAAGAUGAUACGGGACAAAAUUCAGAAACACAACUUACAACAAACAGAAGCACAAUCACAGAUACCUUUGAAACCUUUGCCAACAGACAGAACACAGAACCCAAUCAGGCUGAGCUUCUGGGCGAGGACACUCUGAGCAAACUGACAUCCGAUGAAGGGACACGACAGAAUAUCAUUAAAGAACUGAUUGAUACUGAAGACGAACAUGUGCGCUUCCUGAAAAUUCUGAAUGAGCACUUCUACACGCCUAUGAAGCGUGAGGACUGGAUAAAUAGAGAUUUCAUUCAGUUACUGUUUCCCAAUCUGGAGACCAUCAUCCACUUUCAUGAGACUUUGUGGGAACGUAUGAAGGAACGCCGCGAAGAACGAGGUGUGGAAUGCACUGUUGGAGACAUCCUGGUGCAGACCUUUGAUGACGAGAACUUCAAACAUGCCUGCGAUGAAUUCUGUCGCAACCAAGCCUACGUCAACGAAAGCAUAAAAAAGUUCAAAAAAAAUAAGAAGUUUGCCCAGCUUUUGGUUGCUGCGGAGGCAAACUGUGAAAAGUUCAAAAUGUAUAAAACCCUAGGAGAUCUCAGGUAUAAACAGAAUAUUAGGCUCACCAAAUACCCUCUACUCAUUAAUGCCGCCAUGAAGAAAACAAAAUCGGGAACUGACGACAGCAAUUCUUUGAAGCUAGCGCUUGAGUGCAUCGGUCGUAUCCUAGAGAGUGUGAACCAAAAGACGAUAGAUCAAGCUCGUCUCGUACAACUCAGCAAACUGAUCGAUAAAGAUAUCACGUAUUCACGCGCCGAGGAUGACGCAAUAAGGGACCUGGAUAUACGAAAGCACACGUUGAUAAAGGAAGGCCCGUGUACUUGGGUUUAUAAGACAAAUAAGCGCAGUAAGAAAUCUGUCGAAGUGCACGUAGUGUUACUGGGAAGGGCCUUGCUUAUUUUGAGAAAAGUGAAAGGUCGGUUCGUGUUGAUGCAGUACAACGCCAACGGGGAUAGCACCAUGCUGUGGUUGAAUACCGUUCUGGUGCAUGACGAUGUCAAAGACGAGAAAGCUUUUCUCGUGGUCAGUACGUACAAAUCGAUGAUGGUUUACAAGCUGUUAGCUACAUCCGCAGAGGAAAGAAAUUCGUGGACUACAACUAUCAGAAAAGCAUCGGAGGCGUCCAAAAUGGAGCAGGCAACUCCGACACUAGAACCCUGCCCUGCUAAAUUUUUUGAGGCAGACCGAGUGGUGCAAGAGUUGCAGAACAUCCAUAAGCUCAAGAAAGACAAACUUCGCGAAAACGAAAAGCAAAUAGCGGCCAUCUUUGAUGAGCGGCUGACGAUUAUUGGUGAAAUCCUGUUGAUUGGUGAACUCGCACUUACCAUUGAGCAAGAUCAGGUCCAAGCAGCAUUACAAAGUCACAAUGACAAAACGGACACCAUGCGUCAGGAGCUAAUGUCCGCGCAGGGGGAGUUAGAUCGUCUAUGGUCGAUAGAGCAGUUCCGCAUGAAGGCUGCUGAGAGUCCGAGCGAGGUGGAGCCGACUUUCGGCACCGUGUCUGCCCGACCAGCCAACCUGGUGCCCCCCCCUCGACGCUUUGAGAGUCCUAUGAAAGCAAGACGUGCAGCAAGCAGACGGUCGACCAGAAAAUUGAUUGAUACUCCAGAAGAAGACCAAUCGGAAUACGGAUACACCGGAAGUAGAAUUUGAUGUAAAGCUGUAAAGCUGUUAAAGCUGUAAAGUUUGCUUAGAUUUGUUUUCUGUUUGCGCACAAGUUAACCAAGGAAGUCAAAUUAUGUCCAUUUUUAGAAACAUUGAUUAACAUACCACAGUUAUAUUUCAUCUUUUGUUAUUGUAUUAUAAUCGAACUGAACUACUUUAUGAUAUUUAAAAAACAGUCACACUAAUAUCAAUCUCUAAACUAAAUGUAUGCAAUGGGAUAACGAAAGCCUGUGAUUUAUGGUUGGCCAUUUUUCCUACAAUUGAAUUUCGAUACAUAACCAAAUACCAAUACAACCGUUUAAUUUGCAGUAAUAGUUAUGCAAACAUUUGCUGUAAUACUUAAAUUUAACCUUUAACUGUAUUUUCAUAAUGCAUUACUUUUAAAGAGGUAAUCCUUUUGAAUGCCAAAUUGUUGUUUCUUAUGAUAAUCCAACAAAAACACAUAUUUUUCUUCACUUUAUAUCAACGUUUUGGCUUACGACUUCAUCACGAUAACACAAAUACUAACAGAAAGCAUGAAUAUUGUAGUAUGAUAAGUUAUAUGUUUAGUUAGAAGUUGAGUGCGCUUAUGUGUUUAACAAAAAUCGUGAUGUGAUGAGAACUGAGUUUGCGAUUUAAUGAAAAUAGUUGUUAAUAAUGAAACCAACAAUUGAUAAGUACCGUGAUUUUAUAUAACGUGUUUCUGUGUGACUUAACAGUUUAUGAAUUAAUUUUUCGUUGAUUGAAAUUUAUAUUUUGUAUACAGUAUUUCCUACAUAACUUGUUUUGUAAAAAAAAUACGUGACAUUUGUUUAAUUGUCAUAUAAUUGUAUUCAUACGAUACCAAUAUUACAUUGAAUUUGAGUUUCGCUUUUCUUUCGGUUUUAGUUUUCCAGAUCAGACGAAAAAAAUAAAGUUUUUAGAAUGUUUAUCUUAUAACGUGUGUUAUUGUUAUGCAUUUGCAUUAUGUGUUUUAUCUUUAUUAUUCAACAUAAACAGUUAAUUUAACACGACAAGAUAACACUUUAGAUAUAGUAGGUUCAUACAAAUUAAGUAGAUGUGUAGUGUUUAUUUGUUUACACAUUCUGACAAUAAAAGCAGUUACGACCAAGUAUAUCAAUUUAAAUGAUCAACACAUUGCAAACAACAGACAGUGCAAUUAUAAAGUUAUUAAAUGAAACAGUUCAACAUAUCUUUCGUCAAGUUCUCCAUGUAUCUCUUGAAAAACUAUUAACUAAAUAUUUCUUUCGAUAUACAUUAACAUCGGUUAUCUACUAUUGACAAUACCUUUUUUAGUGUUUAUACGCACACACUAAUGGUAUAAAGUUGUGGUUUAUCCUAGAGCAAUAAUUUGUUCAAAUAAAUAACCAAUACAUGUUCAGCAAUCUAUGGAAAACUUAUGUCGUAAACAGAUAAACAACACUCCAAAUGAACAAAGUUUAUCGAACCUUUCCUGAACUAUGUAUGAAUAAACGACUUUUUUUAUUUUUAGAUUCAAUAAAUGAUUUAUCAAACUAAAUAUAAAAUCAACGUCACCAAUGCAUGCUUAAUUUUAUAUACAAUCUAUUUGAUAACAAUUAUAUAUACAAAUGUAUUGCCCAUUUCGUUGCGUUUAUAUAUUUCCACGGAAUUACUAGCGUCAUAUUUUAUUUGUAUUCUUAAUUUGUAAGCUAUAUAUGAAUAAUAAUCAAUAAUUCCUUAAGACUAAACACACAUUGCCGCAUGAAGAACACGUGUAAUACUGAACAAUUCCUGGAUAUCAUUAUCAUUACUAUUUACAAAGUUUUCAUAAGUAUUACCUUAUUUUCAUAAUUAUUAUCAUCCAUGUCAUUACACUUGUGUAUUAUACAUUAGGCUAAAAAGCAUUUUAUGCUUAAGAGCUAAUAAAUGUUGUUGUUGUUGUUUAAUAAUGGUCAAUGUUCUAUUUGUAUUUUUACGGAUGUAUGUUUUAUGUUUAACGUGUGUUUUUUUAGAUGUAAUUUAGAUAUUAACACAAUUUUCUAUCCUUAUACAAGCUUUAAAUUUUUUCUGAAAAAUCUGGUAUAAACCACAACAAGGAGAAAAACUGAUUACAAAGUUCAUACACUUCUUAAACGUUUGUGUGUAUUUUAUUGCACGUCGUAUUAGAUAUUUUGUAGCCAAUGUCUUUAUGUAGUAGAUAUUUUUUAUCAAUAUAUAAUUUUAUUUUAUGCUUUCCGUUGGUUUAUAGCGAACUAUCAGUAAAAUGAAACUGAUAUUCCACUGUUUCAAACAAAUGACAGUGAAGAAUAUCGAUACUGUUUUACAGUGCAUGACGUCAUUUUUUGGACGAAAUGACGUCAAAAUUCCAGCGAAAGUAUAGAGUUAAACUCUUUAACAAUGUAAAUAAACGGUUAAACCGCAUAAAAGAACAUUUGUUGGAAUCGGUGGAAUAUCGAUUUUAAUUUACUCGUGAUCAUAUAAAAAGAAAUUCACUCGAAGCAAUAUGAUUUUCUAUGAUCACUCGUGAAAUAAAAUCAAUAGUCCGCCGAUUCCAACAAAUAUCCCCUAUGUAUGAACAAUUGUGUGAUAACGUGUGUCAUGUAUCAUUUUGUUAACAAUAAGCAGUGUAGAUAUGUAUACGUACACGUUAUUGAAUUGAUGGACAAUAGAACACAGAUGCGCCAGUUUCAUAAGUUCCAAACGCGUUACUUAGUAGAUACAACAUAAUAACACCAUAGAUAUAUAUAUUGUAAGUUGACGAGUGUAUAAGUAAUUGUUAACAUAUGUCGUUGAAACUGUUGUGCUUUACACAUACAUCAUCUAUAUACCAUUUGAAACGUUGGAAAAUGGCACAUAUUAAGACGCUUAUAGCAAUUGCCUUAACGCAAGUACCCAAUAUUCUUUUUUCUUUUAACAACUUGUAUCGGUCAAUAUGUUUAUUAUAUUUUACCACACAUAUAUAAUAGGUGUUUUGCAAUUUGUUAAAUUUUGAAUCGUAACUAAGCGAAUACAUAUAUUUUAUAUAAUUUGAUAAAAGGUGUUAUUAUUAAGAAACCAAUGAAUACAAACUAAAUUGUAGUAUUUUUUAUGUGUAACGAUUAUUUUGUUUUCGGUAUUUUUUUAUUGACAUACUGCAAUUUACUGAAGGGGAUAUAAUUGCAUAUUUAAACUGUGUCAUCGUUUUUCUUUUGUAAGCUUAAUUAAAAUAAACAUUACAGAAAAUGACACACUCAAUUAAUUUGUGCCAGCGUAUAGUAGUAUGUAUAUGUUUGUAUUACUCCUUCUUUUAAAUUCAAUAAACGUAUUGCGAUUUUGAUUUCAUAACUAAUGUAUAAAAUAUGAUUUAUGUAUUAUAUUAUGUGUGUGCGUCGUGUCUUGACUAAGCGAUCACAAAUGUGGACGUAUUUAAUUGUACUUAAACUAAAAUGUCAUACGUUUUCUCUCAAAUCUAAAGAUUAAAUAGCCUUGUAUGUCGUUAAAAAACAUCGCAAAAGGGGUUGAUUGAUCACAUGUCAGUAUUAUCAUAGUUGUUAAAACAUGAACGGACAAUGAGAAAUUGACUGAAGUUGUUAUAAACAUGAACUCGCUUUACGAACUGGAUGCGAGUUGAUUUUUUUUAAAGAAUUUCAUUGGUUGUAUAUAAAGUUAUUUGCACAAUGAUUUUGACACCGAUCACCCACGUGUUACGCACAAAAUAUAUUUAUUAACCUUUGCUUUUUGUUCAAGAUGUGCACGCGGGUCAUAAAGUUCAUAGGAAAAGAAUGCAUAUGCACAUAUGAACAUUCUAUAAGGACGUCAGUCCGUAUACAAUACACUUUAUAAAACCUAGCUUUAUAGAUUUAAAACGUCCCAUGUGUGAUUGCAAAUAAAUAUGCAUACAUGUGAAAUACUUUUUUAAUUCUCAUUAUCAAGAGUAGUAGAAGUAGUAUAUCGUUUGUAUUGUGUAUUCAUUUAGUUUAUUAUUGAACAUAGUUGUUCAACGCGUUUACCAACAAACCAAAGUGCAAAUAAAUUAUAAACAUACAUAAGAGGUCUGGAUUGGUCUUCAGUUAAAUGUUAAAUUCUCGUUUUUAUGUUCAAUUCUAUAAUUAAACAUUAUACAUUCAAAAAUUACACAAAAGUAACAUUCGAUUGGUUUUAUCUUUUAAAAGCGUACGUAAACAACUAUGGACUUUGGUUUUGCUGUAAUUGCACUAUGAUUUAUUGAACGAUUUAAUCGAUUAUCAUGUGUUUAAAUGUUUUGUGUAUUGGUACAAAGUUUUGAGUCUUUAGGUAUAAAUAAACGACCGACCGGUUAUCGAGCAUCAUCAUUUACAGAUAUGAAAGUUCGUAUUAUGUUCGUAUGUUUAUAUUCCAGAUUAGUUUUUGGUUUUCAAAUACUUCAUUACCGUGUGUUUUGUUUAAUGAUCAAACAAAUGCUUAAAUAAAUAUUAAAUGUGGCAUGGUAUAUGUUAAAAACCACUAGUUAAAUAAUAAAUACCCAAAGACUCAAAACACAUAAAUGUUUGCUCGUAGUGUGUUGUAGUAGCUUUAAUGACAUCUAUCUUUUAUUAUGUAAGGGGCAUGUUCACAGAUUGCCACGAGUAUACAAUUUAUUGUUCACACAUAUGUCAUGACAUAUUACACAGAUAUAUAAAAGGAGCGGCAUUAUAAACACAAAUAGUAGUCAUUAGUUUAAAUUUAUAAACUUGCGAAAAUAACGCGAACAAAUGGAAAUUAUUAUUGUAACUACUACUUAAAUUUAAGUUUUGGAAAACACGCUAAUCAGUUACACAAUAAAGAAAAUUGUAAACAAUAAACGUAUUGAUAUCAUUAUGUCGUCAUAGACGAAAGGAAACUCAAAGGUAACCAUGUUCGACCUUUAAUUGGCAUGAAUUUUAAGCAAAGAGAAAGCAUCAUUGAACUCCAUCAAUACCCUUAUCUUGUACUGCGUAUUAAAUGAUUAAUGAAAGUCAUUACACUUGUCACGCUUAGGACAAGAUUGAUGAACAUACAAAAAUAACUGUGAGCAUGUCCCAUGAAUUACUUAUACAAUUUUUAUAAGAUGUUUUUAUAAAUGGUGUUUUGAGGCUUUAUAAAAUUAAAACGAAUAUGUCUUUAAUGUUGUAUUAGUAAAGGGUUCAAUAUAUAAAACUUCAUUCCUCAUAAAAGUACAUACCGGCGAUACUCAGACACAAAUAAAUAUAAGCAUGCAUUACCUUCACUCAAUACUUCUUGUUUGUUGGCAGAAACGUAAUAGCGUUUAAAUUGCUUUAUUACAUAUAUAUUAAGUACCUAUAGGCGCAAUUGCCAAAAUAGUUAUAAAAAGGGUUCAACAAAAAAUGCCAAGAUUUUCUGUGGGAGGGGGUAUAUUUGGCUUAAAAACCGAGAUUGUUAAAUCUAUUUAGGUAUAUGUAAAUACCUUUCUUAGGUUUCUACCAAAACCCAAUUAAGAAAUUUCAAGAUUGAUAAUUGUGUAAAUCUAUAUUCAAGAAAAUUGUCUAUGUGCUUCUUAAAAGCUUUUGGAAAACUAAAAGGCAAGCGUUACCGAAAUAAGAGUAUUUUUGACAAAAAACUCAAGAUGCCAUGGCAUGUACUCAAUAUUUAAAUGUGUAUGCAUGCAUAUUAUAACAGCUUCACAUAUUAGCAUUAAAACAAAAUAAAAUGUGCGUGUGUUGUUUUAUUUCGAUACUUUCAUAUUUUCUCGAUCAAUCUGUAUUGUGAUUAUUCUUAAUUAGAUCCUUGGGUUAAAUGUACAUACUGAUCAAUGUGUAUUUUCAUGUUAACAUAUGUAUUAAACACAUUGAUUACAUCGA
This is a messenger RNA of Dreissena polymorpha, 7579 nucleotides long. RefSeq names its product rho guanine nucleotide exchange factor 1-like. Gene Ontology annotation, biological process: G protein-coupled receptor signaling pathway. Bases 81 to 1832 code for a protein of 583 amino acids. Lineage: Eukaryota; Metazoa; Mollusca; Bivalvia; Myida; Dreissenidae. Gene Ontology annotation, cellular component: cytoplasm. The transcript has 15 exons. The record is from RefSeq and is a predicted model, not a curated record. Gene Ontology annotation, molecular function: G protein-coupled receptor binding; guanyl-nucleotide exchange factor activity.